This is a messenger RNA of Bursaphelenchus xylophilus (pine wood nematode), 14333 nucleotides long. NCBI's taxonomy places the organism in Eukaryota, Metazoa, Nematoda, Chromadorea, Rhabditida, Aphelenchoididae. The record is from the annotation of a GenBank genome assembly.
AUGGCUCUAAUGAUCCAAUCUCGCACUCCCGUUAAACCUCUCGAGCGCGCGCGCGACUCUACAUGGCCUGUUGUUGUUCAAAGUCCCUUCUUCCUCCACCUCCUCUUCUUCUGCGCCUUCUCGAAGACGAAGGAGAAGAAGAAGAAGCAAAGCACUGUGUUCCCCCCAUCUCCAAAGCGCCUCUCAUUGGAGUUGUCGCGCGACAGUUUGUCUUUGUUCUUCGUCCCCCUUGCAGUUUUUUUUGUGUGUGUGUUCGGUCGCCAAUCUCUUCAAGAAAACAUUUACUCUCUCUCUGCUCGAAGGCGAGGCGGGCUUUUUGUUUUAAUCUUUUUUUUUUUGGGUUUUACUGAUUACAUUGUGCGUCGAUGAUGGUAAAUUUGUGAGUCAUGAAGCGGCGAGGAGUCGCGGAAUCUUGCGGAUCCGAUGACUUUCCACUUUUUUUUUGGGUUUUUGCGGUUUUGGUGACAAAAAAAAUUUUUUUUUUGAAAAUCAAAAAUUUUUUAUCCUCAAAUUUUAAGAUUUUUUGUGUCUGCACUGUGCGAAAAAAGUCAGCCCAAAAAAGCCUAUUGCACGGUGCAAAAAUCAAGAAAUUGCACAGUGCAAAGGGAACUUUUGUUUUCGCACAGUGCAUGUCGCUGAAAUCACUCCAGCGACUUUUUGGGAAGACUACAGUGCCGUUGGCAGAAAAGAGGGAGUUUUUGGAGGCAUUUUGCCACAUUUUUUGAUACUUCCCGGAUGCAAAAUGAUCGUUUUUUUGGCACUCGUCCGUCAGUGUGGUACUUGGCGCAAAUUAUCUGUUUGUCGGGAAAAUAACGACUUUUUUUUUGAAUUUUUUUUGAAGGGUAUCCUUUUUCUACCGUAGAAGAAUAUUUCCACAAAAAAUCAACUUUUUUCCCGUGAAGCUGGCAAAGAUAUGGCCAAAAAUUGUUUUUUUUCUCUGGCCGCCCUUCGAUUUUUGCGUACUUUUUCAAGAUCGUUGAAUAUCUCGGCUCUCCCUGCAAAGCGCGAGCCAAAACUUUCAGCAAUCGAUACGUGUUCUAUGCCUAUAGUGUGUGCGAAAUUUAGAGAAAAUAUGAACGUCGCGCUUGUAACACUUGCCAUAUAAAAAAUCAAUGUUCUGCGAUGAAAAAUCAAAAAUUUUCAUCGGGACAACCUAAAGCGCCAGCGGGAAAAUUGUCAUUUUUUGAAUUUUUGGGCUAUAUCAGAGAAUUUAUAAAAAAAUUUUUAUCAACUUCAAGUAAAUUUUCAUGUUUUCAACGGGAUUUUUCACUGUUUUCGAGAGCUGCGUUUAGGCUUCUGAUGAUUUGUUGACGGAUUUUUCGAGUUGUGCCUCUCGAUUUUUUUCGUAUUUUGAUCUCAUUUGCUGUCGUCAUCAGAUAGAGAGAAGCUCGAAAAAAAAUAUCCGCGAAUUUUUCGUUUUUCGUAAAAAAAAAAAAAUUCAAUUUUCAAUUUCUUUUUUAUUUUUCUUUUUUCCAAUUUUUACUUGAGAUAUUCUCAGAAUCAAAAAAAAAUAUCAUUUUUUAUCUCCAGUAAUCUUGUUCCCGCUUACUGUAACGUCUCUGCGAUUGUUAUUCCUGGACGUAUUUACCCCCGCGGCGGGCUGAUGAAACUUCCCUCAGCGUCGGGAGAAGGGGUUUAUUACUUUUUGUUCGGGUUCAGUCAUCUCGUUGACAUCACGCAAAUUUCACUUUUCAAUCUUCACGUUCGCGCAGACUGGUUUUAUUUUUGGGAUUUUUUGGGAAAGGAUUUUUAGAAAUUUUAUAUCACAAAUAAAAAUUUUUUGAUGUAUUUUUUGAUUAUUGACACCACAAAGUUUUGUACGAGCCACAAGAUUUCGUUUUCUUGCACUUUUACCCAUGAUAUUUUUGCAUAUUGUACUUGCCCUUGGUGACAUGCGAUUCCGAAAGUUGGAAUAUUCCUAUAUUUUUUUGUGUGUUUUACAUUUAUCGGCUUGUAUUAUUGUUUUUGAGGGUAUUACAUAUCUUCUAUUCAAUGGUUUCAUGCGGAGACAUUUUAUACGAUCAAACAUGUUUCAUCGUAUAAAAUGUCUCUGAAGUAAACACAAUGUUUUUGGGAGUGGUUGUAUGGCCCAUUGCUCUUGAUUUUUUUGGAAAAUUAACAAUUUGGCGCAGAGACAUUUUAUACGAUCAAACAUGUUUCAUCGUAUAAAAUGUCUCUGAAGUAAACACAAUGUUUUUGGGAGUGGUUGUAUGGCCCAUUGCUUUUGAUUUUUUUUUUGAAAAAUUAACAAUUUGGCGCGGAGACAUUUUAUACGAUCAAACAUGUUUCAUCGUAUAAAAUGUCUCCAACAUAGAUUUAAUAUUUUUAAGGUUUAAAUAUGGAGUUAUUGAUAAUAUUUGAAGUUCAAACGCUCAAAAAAAUCGUUUGAGAGAAAAUUCGAUUGUUUCUGCAAAGCGCGGUUUUUUAUUUUUCGUGAAUUUCUCGAUUAAAAGAAUUUUUUAAAAUUAUAUUCCAUUUUUCCAGACCUCUCCGCAGCCCCACCGCGAGAGCAAAGCGCCCGGCCCCGACGAAAAUCGCAACCAAAACAGCGGCGCGACUGCACGGUGCAGUUGCACCAUGAAAUUCCCGUACGACACGUCGAAUUCGGUGAUCACGGCGGCCAACACGGUCACGCAGUUCCAGUUGGAUUCGAAUUCGGUGAUCAAAACCGCCCCCUCCCGCAAUGCGCAGCACUUCAUCACCAAGGAGGAGGCGCUGGACUUGGCGCCGUUGAGCGGCGAUGCUGGAAUUCAGGUAGGCUAAAAGUUUUGGCCAUUUUUUGAGGGCAAAUCGAGAUUUUUUGAAUUUUUUUGUCUUUGGUCAGUCAAUCUAGCGUCUGGAAUUUCUGUAGCAAGUCUUAAAGGUCGUCUUUUACAUCUUAAAAUAGUAUAAAAAUCAGAGGCAAGUGUAAUAUAAUUUUUUUUUUCAAAAAUAGAAAACUGUUUUUUAAGGCAUCCCAAAAUUUUUUUUUUCACAUUUUAACGAGAUUUGUUGCUGAUUUUAACUAAAAUUUUCUAAAAAAUUCGAGAUUUUUGGCAUACUUUUUUACAAAAAAUCCAAAAAAAUUUUGCGAUUUUCAAACUCAAAAAUUGGCAUUCUGCACCAACUACUGAGUACAAUAUUUCUACUAAAAAUUAAUUUUUUCCACGAAAAAGUCGCUAAGAUAUCGACUAAAAACUUUAUCGCCGUCUCUCCUCAUUUUCCAUAGUCUCUCGGCCACAAAGAUCGACGAGUAUCUCGGCUCGCUGAACCGUUUCAGCUGAAAUUUUCAGUGAUCACUUUAUGGACAUUACGAAUUGUCUUUGCCAAUUUUCAGGGAGAUCUGAGGGUGUCCCUUUGAGAAAUUUCAUUUUUUUAUUAUUUUAGGGGGUCAAGCUUGGAAAUUUUGAUUUUUUCGUUUUUUUGGUAUUUUACACUCAAUUUUUCGGUGCCAAAAUCGCUUCAAUAUCAGAGUCAAGGUAUCUUCGAUCUUUUCAAAAGGCUUUUUGGAUCCUUUUGGAUACUUUUUGAGUGAUUUUUCCAAGUUUUUUCCAAAAAAUUUUUGAUUUUUUCACUUUCUCUCCGACUACCGUAUUCCCUUGCAAAAACGCACCACUUUCACCGCCGAAUAACAGCAUUUAUUUUUGGGUCUAUUUGCGCACCAUUCUUGGACCUUUUGUCCUCGGGGUCAAGUGGGCGAAACAAUGCGAGACUUUCCAUUCCGGGAAUGUUUAUUCUUCAUGAUCUGGACGUGAAGCCUUGUGUUUCAUUGUCUAUUUUCGAAAGCGCACCUUUGUUCGCCGCCGGUAAUUGGGUCAGGGGAACAGCCGACGCUUGUAAAAAACGCAAAAAUCAAGGUCAAAGUCGCUGGGGAAAAAAAGUGUGACGAAAGUAGAGUCGCGAUUUGAGGAGCCCAAUUACGCGUGAGGGCUUCGUUGUCAAUAGGUCGAAUUGGAUGAGCAAGGAGACGAAUUUUGGAGCGAAGAAACGAGGGAAAGAGCAAUUUGAAAAAAUGAAAAUCCAAAAAUUACAAAAAAUUGCAAAAAAUCUCUAAUUUCUCGGAUUUAAAAACUUCUUUUUGGCGCUACCUAAUCCUCAACGCUUUUUCAGUCCCAUUGGCCUAUCAAAAAUCAUUUUUUGGCCUUCUGGUUACCUUCAAAGGCCAUGAAAUUCGAUUUUUCCAAGCUUCGCAAGAUGAAAUUUGAGUUUUGAUUUAAAAAUCCGAUUUCUCUGUGGGCUAACUUCAGAUUUCCUUCAAACUUGGCAGUAACAAUCUCAAUGGGCCAUAAACCAAUUGCUGAAAAUUUCAGUUGACCUGUUGCAACGGUCGUUGAGAUAUUCAACAAUCUUUGUCGGCAACGGCCAAAUAGAAGUAGCGGAUUUUUUCGCGCCAAAAAUCGCAAAAAAUUUUAUUCUUUCUGCAUAUUUUAUAUUAAGAUGCCCUUUAGAGUCUUGUAGAUUUAUUUGCUUACUAUUUUUCAUCAUACUUCUCUCAAUUAUGGCUCCAUCUUGCCGCUUAUCCCAUGUUCUCCAUGAAGAAAUUGGUUCGCCAAAAAAAACAUCCAAAACAAUCGUCCCCCGGAUGCAGCGGAAUUCCGUUGAAUGCCCUAAGGCUACGACAAAGCGAAUCGGAUGAUCGAAGGCACUGUCAUCAACGGUGCAAUCGAGCGAAGAGCGCGACGAUGCGUAGACGAACAGAGCGCUCUGGGAACGGUGGCGCGCGGCGAUUUUAAAGGGCUUCCGAAUGACCAAUGGGCAGAAAUUCGCUGGAUAAUCGUUCCAAAGUUCAAUGGAUUAGGGCUGCAUACGCCGCAACCAAGGUGUUCUGUAAAACUGUGAGCUUUGAAGCCGAAAAAAGUUCGAAAACCACCCAAUUUUCGAUCAAGUUCCGACGCAAAAAUCUCGGUAGUCUCGGCAUAGCGCAAGCUGGAAAUCUCACACAUACAAUAGCAAUGCUCGAUCUAUCUUUGUGCCAAAUUUCAUCAAAAUUUGUCUGCUUUUCUUUGAUAACUUCGCCUUCUACUGAAGCCAUCUUUUUUCUAGAAUUUGCCCCAACCUAGGGCCAAAUUUCGAUAGUAGGGUUUUUUCGAUAGUACAAACAACAAAUUUCUUAUUUGUAUUGCUAAUCUUGAGCUCAAUUUUCCCUAAUUUUCAUCAAAAUUACCUUUUUCUUUUGAGAAAUUCCCUUAUCUUACAUAUCAACGGCUUCGCAAUGACCUUUAACCCAACUUUCCUCUUAAAAACUUCAAUAACUUUUGCAUAGCGCGAGCUAAAACUCUCAUCAUCACCUUAGAGUAGUCCGUUGACCGGAACAGACCCUUCGCUAUCCGCUUUUAACAAUUCGUCUUGACUGCCAGAGAAGACAGAGAAAAGACGCGCAAAACGCACUCUCUCGCCCCAAAAACUCCCCAUUUCUUCCCCGACCAACAGCCUUUUCGCAUCUUUUUUUGGCGAAUUGCCAAUGAAUUCACCAAUUUGAUCUGCCUUACCGCUGUCUACAUGUAAUUUCUAUCAAAGUUUGAGCAAAAUUCGAUCGAUUGCUCUUCGAAAAAAUGUGCUGCCGCCAAAACCCCCCAUUUUUUUCUCCCAUUCUUGACACUUUUCUAUUGUUUCGAUUGAUUUGGGAUUAAUUAUUGGCUCGUCCCAUACGGAUUCAUUCGAUUCUCUUGCCUUCUUUCUCUCUCUUAAUGGGAUGAGAAAUAAAGCGAGGAUGGAUCUGUUUGCCGACAUCACAUGCGCAUCGUAAAAAAAACAGACGAGGAGUGUCAUUGGAUCGGCGGCGGCGCAACGAAUUCCUUGAGGCAUAUACGGGGCGAUCUGAGAUCGUAAGAUUUAUCUCUCUGUUUACAGCCGACUUGACAAUGCGAUCUUUACGGACUCGGGUUUUGAGGCCGUUGAACCCUCAAAACUCGCUUCAAUUUUGGGUUAUAUUACAAUUGAGGGGAGCAAAUUUGAAUUGUCCGAAAAUCAAUUCGAAACUCGACAAAUCUUGGCCAUAUUUGGCUUGAUCAUGAACAAGAAGGUUAGCAGCAAGAUACAUCAAAGUCUGCAUAAUAUCAGUCACACAGCAUCAAGCCCGUUGAAGCCGACUUACAAGCCUCUUAUUAGCAUAUGAACCUUCCUCCCGCCGGAGCAAAACCCCCGAUAUCCGGGAGACAUCGGGCGGCUGUGGCGAGAUCUAUUGUUGGCGCGCCGAACAAUACACCGCCUGCGGGCAGAGAGAGAGAGAGAGAAAGAAGCCCGACGAACAGCGGCGGAAGCCUCAACCCACCGCAAGGGUACCCGGGAUUUUCGUCUCAUGACCCCGUUUCUUUACCGCCGCUCGCCUCCUCCUCCUCGUCGCCGUCGUCGUCGCACCGCCAACUCGGACCGAAAUCGCCCAGGAUACCCGGAGGGCCCGUAGAUCCUGGGCAGGGGGGCGCAGACGAAUGGGGCGAGAGUUCGCGGCGUCGGCGGAUGCCGCCACGAAUCAUCGAAUCGAUUCGCCCCCCUCCUCCCUUCCUUCCUUCCUCGGCGGUUCGGCGGGCGGUGAUGGCGGUGGCGUCGCGCCGCCGCCGCCGCCGCAGGCAGUGAAAGCCGAUUGAUUCCGCGCGCCCCACACACGGCAAAAAGUGAAAGUGCAGGGCGGCGCGGUGCGAGUUUUUUCCACCACCCCACCACCACCAACGUCGGCAAGGAAGCCCUCCAGCCACACAACGCAGGGCUUUCACUUUCGUCGAGAGCCGGUUCACAUUGCCCCCGCAAGCGUCGUCGACGGCCGACCGGACCAAACGUGGUGGCCUCGUGGGCCCAGUGCGAACGGGCGUACAGGUAGAGUCUUCAUGGGGUCGCCGCUGCUUGAACUGUCUUUUAACGGCUCGAACGGAUGUUAGAACGCAUUAGGAGGGGUUUUUUGAGUAGUAGGGACCUUGGAGGGCGCUGUGGAUGAGUUGGCUUGGUCUGGGCCAGGCUAGGACAAGCGGAGAAGCUGAGGUCCAGUGUUGAUGUGGACCCAGCUGACUUGGCGCUGACAUGACACAGUUAUGUACUUGGUUUCUUCCUUUAUUAAACCUGUGUCGCUGUAGGAGGCAUGGAACAGUUUUCUCGAGUUUCAAUUGCCUUGUAAGGCCUUGAAAAGUCCUUGGCAAAGUUUGGGCUGGAGUAAGACAGUAAAGGAUUGAUACAGGUGUCGUAAGACGUGGUAGCUAACAUGUGUCUGGCUAGUAACCAAAAAAUAUUUUAUUUUGCUUGACGGUAACAUUGGAACGGCCAAGCUAACUUUAGCAUGACUUGAACAAGGCCCCACAUUGUCCUAAAAAAAGAAUCGUACAAUCCGUCCCUUAGAUCCGCGUAGAUCAAGUCAUAAACUACAAAUGCCGCCUUCCCAGACCCUCUAUCACUCCGUCUCAACCGUCUUUCAAUCUGAUCUCUCUAACAACUCCUACACUCCGCGCACUCAUCGAAUUCACCGCACCCUUUGCAGGACCUCAACAAAAUGCAGCCCACGGCCAUGGAGAACUGCCAGUACUACCAGCAGAACAUGUACGACUACAUGAACCAUCGUCUGAUCAACCCCAACUCCCACUUGUAUUAUAACUUCGCCACCGCCUCCACGGCAAACGUGCUGCAGCCGGAAUGGCGACCCAUGGAGCAGUAUCAGCAGUUCCAGCAGCAGCAUGGCCAUCAGCAGCGGACGCCCAGCUCAUCGUCGAUACAGUACCAUCAUUCGCAUCAGACGGUAAGUGGGAGGGUGGGGAAGGAGUGUUAAAUUGGUGUGGAUGAUAGAUCAGGGCGGUUGAGGGCUUGGGGAGAGGUUUUUGGAUUUUUGAGGGGGUGGGGUGGGGUGGGGUGGGGUAAGUGGGGACCAAGGUUAAAUUAGCGGUAGGUUUAAGGGGACCAAAGUUGAAUUAUAGUAAUGUAAAGUGAUCUAGGUGAUAGGCGAUGGAGGAUGAAGCCUUCAGGAGGAUUUUUUUUUAUUUUUAAAAAGUAGGGCAAGGGGGGACCAAGUUAAAAUGGAGUAGAAAAUGAUGCGGAAAAUAGUACUGAUGAUUUGGUGUGGGAAGACGAGGACAUCAGGAGUAUUUUUUUUUUUGAUUUUUGGAAAAGUAGGGUAAGGGGGGACCAAAACAAAACGUUGGUUUGAAAAGAGGUUUUAAUGCAAAAUCCAGGCCAGAUUAGGGAAAGGAGUUGAUUAAAAAGCAAAAUAAAAAAUUUGGGCAAGAGGGGACCGAAAUUGAAUUUUUUAGAGAAUUUUUUUGUGAGUUUUUUUCUUCUUUGGAGACAAAGACUUUUCAUGUUUUCUGAGCUCAAAUUUCAAAAAAAAACAUUUCAAGUCAAAAACAAAUCAUUUUUACCCUCAACAAGACCCUGUACCUUAUUCUUGAUCAUUAAAUUUCCAGGAAAAUGGCCAAACCCACGCCGACCAGCGGAUAUACAAGAUGGGCGGCUCGGAGCUCCUCUCACCCGUCGACUCGGGCAUUGACGGAGAGAUUGGCCAACUCCUGGACGGGAGCGUAAUAAAAAGCGAAUUUUUCGGCCAACCCACCACCGUCGUCCAAUCGCAGGGCACCCCGGUCAGCGUGGACCUAAGCUCCGGGCCGCUGUCGAUGGAGCGGCGAGAGACGGCGAACUCGCAUCGAGAAAACUCACCUAUUAUUAUUCCUAAAUUGUAAGUUGAUUUUUUUUCAAUUUUUUGGGAUUUUUUGGCUUUUGACCUUUUUUUCUUCCCUUGGUCCCCCCUGUUCACUUUUUUGGACUAAUUUUUCUAUUUUUUUUUUAUUUAUUUUUUUUUUCAAAAUUUCAUUUUUUUUUUUGUGUUUACUGACAUUUCUUAUACUAUUUUUGAUCAUCACAAGCAAUCUUAGGUAUUUUGAAAUUACGAAAUUUUCGAUUUUUUUCUUCCCUUGGUCCCCCCUGUUCAUUUUUUGGACCCAAAAAAAAUUUUUUUUUUGAUUUUUUUUCAAAAUUUCAAUUUUUUUGGUGUCUUUAGUCUUUUAUUACUCUACUUUUUACCAUCAUAAGUUAUUUUCAAACUUUUUGAAAUUUCGAAAUUUCCGAUUUUUCCCCCCUUGGUCCCCCCUGGUCAAUUUUUCGAAAAUUUCCUUUUCAUUUUCCCCCCAUUUAGAAACCAUUUUCAAACCGUUAAUUUCGUUUUAAAUUCCGCCAUAUAAGGGCUUUAAUGGAUAGCAAAGAACCUAUAGAUAAAUCCUCCGAUUUUUAUGUCGAUUUAUCGCCACCGUUUCUCUCGUUUUUUCCAUUAUUCUGGAGCCGGAACUCCCCGAAUUUCUCGGAAAUCAGAUUCCUUUUGCGCCUUAACAAUCAAAGCCCCCGGGGAAAUAAAACAACGCUCAAAACGGAGAUUUGAGUUUAUAGUUUUUGUUUCUUUUUGGCGAAAUUUGGAUUAAAAAAGAUAAAUGAGGAGCCUCUGCAAAGGAUGAACUAAAAUUAUGGGGCAUAAUAUACGGCCGACAACAGAUUAACUAUUCAAAGGUCUUAUUCAGGGACAUUUUAUACGAAAACAUGUUUCAUCGUAUAAUAUGUCCAUAAAGUUGCCAUUCCAAAAUGAAUCGUUGGCAUUCUGCAAGGAAUUAAUUAGUGACCUACAUAGAGAUACUGUACAACAUUUUUUUACGAAUCUGGAGACGUUUUAUACGAUCAAACAUGUUUCAUCGUAUAACAUGCCCUUUGAACAAUUUUUUUUGAAUCAAAGUUUGGCACUUUGUUUGAAAUUAAUUAGUUACAAAAAUAGAGUUACUGUAUAAUACUUGAAAGGAAUCCGAAGACGUUUUAUACGAUCAAACAUGUUUCAUCGUAUAACAAGUCUUUUGAAAUAAUUUUUUAAAUAAAUUCCCCAUUUUUUCAGACACAACCAAUUGGGCUUCCAAUAUGUCCUGGAGACGGCGAUAUCGACCUCGAUUCGAAAAGAAGACGACCGAAUGACAUACGUGAAUAAAGGACAAUUCUACACAGUAACUCUAGAGUAUAUCCCGGAUCCAAAUCGACCACUGAAGAGUGCAACAGUCAGGGUGAGAAAUUUAGAAUAUCUUCGGACUUUUUUGGAAAAAAAAAUAAUUGAAAAUCCCAAAAAAUCUUUAUUUUUUACCCAUUUUCCUCUUCCAGAGUCAAAUCAUGGUCGUAUUCCGCGAGAACAAGCCCCGAGAAGAAGAGAUCAAGACCUGGCAACUAUGGCACAAACGACAACACUCGCCGAAACAACGAAUAUUGGAGGUGGACUCCAAAAACUCCUCCGGAAUUCUGGGCCAAAUCGAGGAAAUCGCACACAAUGCCGUUCAGUUCUGUUGGGAUCCCAGUAAUACACCGCAGGUGAGAGUUUGGGGUCAUUCAAAAAUUUUUGCACUGUGCAAAAAAAAAAAUAAAAUAAAAAAUUGUACUGUGCAAAAAUUUAAAAAAAUCUUUUAUUUUAUUUUUUGCACAGUGCGAAAUUUUUUUGUCUUUGCACAGUGCAAAAAAAUGAGAUAUAAAAUUUUGCACUGUGCAAAUUUUUUUAAGCUUGCACAGUGCAGAAAAAUGAGAAGUAAAGUUUCGCACUGUGCAAAAAUUAAAAAUAAAAUUUUGCACAGUGCAGAAAAAUGAGAAAUAAAAUUUCGCACUGUGCAAAAAUUUCACAAAUAAAUUUUGCACCGUGCAAAAAAAAAAAUAAAAAAAAGUUGCACUGUGCAGAAAUUUAAAAAAGCGUUUUACUUUAUUUUUUGCACUGUGCAAAAAUCUUUUCAAACGUGCACAGUGCAAAAAAAUAAAAUGAAAUUUUGCACUGUGCACAAAAAAAAAUAAUAAAAAAUUACUCUGCAAAAAUAAUAAUAAAAAAAAAAUAAAAAAUUGCACUGUGCUUUUUUUUAUAAAAAAAAAAUAAAUAAAAAAUUGCACUGUGCUAAAAUAAAAAAAUGUAAAAUAAAAAAAAAAUUCUUUUAUUUUAUUUUUUGCACAGUGAAAAAAAAAAUUAAAAAAAAUAUUGUCUAAAAACUUUAUUUCAAAUUUUAUUUUCAGAUCAGCAUAGCUUUCCAAUGCUUAUCAACAGACUUCUCCGCCCAAAAAGGAGUGAAAGGCCUUCCUUUGCACGUUCAAAUCGACACAUAUGAUGAUGAAGAUUCUAAAGUGCCUUUUCAUCGAGGUUAUUGCCAAAUCAAAGUUUUCUGUGACAAAGUAAGCUCAUUUUUCCUAUUUUUUGGGGACUAAACAGUAAUUUUUUAACAAAAAAAAAAUUUUUUUUAUUACAAUAUCCAUUUUUUGGUCAAAAAAAUAGAUUUAUUGUAAAAAUCCGAGUUUAAAUUAAUUUUAAAAAUAAUUUUUCUCUUAUGUAGGGUGCGGAGCGCAAGUUUCGAGACGAAGAAAAGCGGCAACAGCGCCGAAAAGCUGGAGGUAAAUCUUUUGCAAAGAACAGCUAGAAAGUACGCUUAUAAGGGAAGGUUCGAGAAUCAAAUUUUUUAAAAAAUCGGGAUUUUUAAAAGCAAAAAAUCGCAAAUUUUUUUGGAAAAACUUUUAAAUUUUUUUGAAAUUUUUGUGAAUAACUUUUUUCUUGAAAAAAAUUGGAAAAAUAUAAAAAUUAAUUUUUUUUUUCAUUUUUUAAUAACGAUUUUUUAUCAGAAAAAUUUAGAAAAAAUCAUUUUUCAUGGCUGUUUUGAAAUUUUUGGCGACAAAUUUGUCCAUAGAUCUUAUUCGGAGACAUUUUAUACGAAAACAUGUUUCAUCGUAUAAUAUGUCCAUAAAGUUGCCAUUCCAAAAUGAAUCGUUGGCAUUCUGCAAGGAAUUAAUUAGUGACCUACAUAGAGAUACUGUACAAUAUUUUUAACGAAUCUGGAGACAUUUUAUACGAUCAAACAUGUUUCAUCGUAUAACAUGCCCUUUGAACAAAUUUUUUUGGAUCAAAGUUUGGUACUUUGUUUGAAAUUAAUUAGUGACAAAAAUAGAGUUACUGUACAAGACUAAAAAAGAACCCAAAUACAUUUUAUACGAUCAAACAUGUUUCAUCGUAUAACAUGCCCUUUGAACAAAUUGUUUUGAAACAAAGUACCAAACUCGCACGCAAAAAAUAAAAAAAUUUUUGGCCAUAGAAAAAUUUUCUCAUAGAAAAUUUUUUUUUUUGUAUUUUUUUCUCCAAAAAAUUUUAAAAAAUUCAAAAAAUCCCAUUUAAAAAUUUUCCAAAAGAAAAAAAAAAUUUUGUAAAAUCCCUUUAAUCGAACCUUCUCUUCCUAACCAACCAAUCGCUUCAAGCCGCUGUUAACAAUACUGCUCAUUGUUUUAUUGUCCGUCCAUCGAAAAAUCCCGAAAUUAGGAGUCAAAAUUUGGGGGAAAAGUGAAAUGAAUUUCCCGACUAAAACGUUAUUCGACAUUUUAGGGAGCGAAUCGAAAAAUGUUGCAUGAAACUCGACGGGACGAAAAAAGAAAAGGUAUUAAACGUUGCCCCUUUUGCACCGACUUCUCUUGCUCUAAUUUCCAAAAAUUAUGUGGGGUGGUCCAAAAAUGGCUUUCUAAUUUUUCGUCUAGCCCUCUUAAGGACUAUUAGGAGUAUUAAUAAGGCCAAAAAAGGUGACAAUUUUCAAGCGAGGGAGGUUUAAGGUAGAAAAAUGGCGAAAACCCCCCAAAAAUUUUAAUUUUUUCCGUUUUCGAUAUAAAUUUCUUCUCUAAAUUUUCCAAUUUUUUUCUAGAUAGCUCUAGAUUGGGUCUAUCUAUAGUCUGCAACAAUCUCCCAGCCUUCGCGUUACUAUUACAUAGAGAAAAAACGAUUUUUUAAUCGAAAAACGAGAAAUUAGAGCAAAUUCUCAAAGUUUUCGAUUUUUGGUCCCCUCUUACCCUAUUUUUUGUUAAAACUUGUUCUGGAAUAGAAAAUAGACUCUCCAUUUAUACUAUCAGUUGCAAUUCUAGCUCCCUAAGAAACCGUUUUUACAACUAUUUUUCAAAAAAUUUAACAGGUCCCCUAAAAUAAUAUAAAUUGAUCCCCAACCUCCCAAUUCGCCCCCAGCCCCCCGAAAAAUCCCAGAAAUUUCUCCUAACGCCCUCCAGCACCAGCCCCAUUAACCUCCGCACUAACGGCUUCAAUUUUCCUAACCCACUAACCUCACUAACAUUGCACUCGACUGCCUCUAAUAAUCGAUUUCCCUUUUCCGAUUUUCAAGGAGGCGGCCGAAAGAAGUCGGACGGGGAGUAUCACGAUCCCUGCGAGCGCUCCGAAUUCUACCAUAUGAGCGAUCUGGAGCGACAGGCGGUGCUUUUCGUGCCCACGGACGACUUUGACGCGCAAUUUUUCGUCGAUCCCACCGACUUUGGCACGUUGGACAUCACGGAGCCGGUCGUGAAACGGCCAAGGAUCGUGGAAAGAGGUGAGCCGAAAUUCGUUAUGAUUUUUAGUGAUUAUUCCACACAAAAAAGCAAAAUUUUGACUAAAAUACCAAAAUUUUAAAUUUUAAAUUUUUUGAAAUUUAAAAAUUCAAAUUUUUUCGACGAAAACUAAUUUUUAUGAAGGCUCAUGGGAUUGCCAAUAGCUUGGCGAUUUUUUACGAGCGAAAAAAGUCAAGAAACAGACAAAAAAAGGGGUUUGUCUGACCGUCUCUCCUCAUUUUGCGUACUCUCUCAGAAAAAAGAAAGCGGAAUAUCUCCGCUGCGGGGGCAAAAGGAGAGCUCAAAUUUUUAGCGAUUCAUAUGUGUAUUUAGAGUCUGUAUGGAAAAUUUGAAAGAAUAAGCUAACUUAUGAUACCCACUUUUUGACAUUUUUUCGAUUUUUGAUUUUUUGAAAUUUUUCGAUUGAACAUGUUCGGACAGUAUACUGUAGUAUGUCAGAAAAGGCUUUUUAACCCUUUCGGUACAUUUUGUAAACAUUUCUGAAGUUUUUUUUUGAUUUCAAAAUUUUUCAAAAAAAAUCACCUUGGUCCCCCCUGUUCAAUUUUCAAAACAAAAAAAUCGCCUUGGUCCCCCCUGUUAAACUUUCAAAACAAAAAAAAUCCCCGGCAAUCCCAUGAAUCUGUAGGCCUUCGUCUUUGACCGCCCUGUUUCCAGAACAACCGCACCCCAGCCGCCUACUGAAUGACUGUUUUUCAGUGAUGAUCUACGUGAAGAAGCACGAAGAAGAGGUGUACACCCCUCUCCACCUUGCCCCGCCCACCCUGAACGGCCUCUACAACGCGCUGUAUCAGAAGUACAACCUGGACGAGACGAAGAUCACGCAAGUCCUGAAGAAGUGCCUGAAAGGCGUCACCGUCAAGGUGGACGACGACAUGAUCCGACAUUACAGCAAUCAGGACACCUUCAUCCUGGAGGUGGACCCGGCGCCCGCCGACCCCUCCUACUACACGGUGACUUUGGUGGAGAUUUUGGUGGGCGGAUCACACGGAAUGGUGAAUCGACAGUGGACCCCACAACAUUGA